CUAUAACCUUGUGCAUGAGGAAAUUAUGAAAGUCUCCUGUUUGUGAGUGGUGUUAUAACCUGUCUUAUGUUACUUUUGUGUGUAAACCUUCGUAAACGAUGAGCAAAUAUAUUCUGCCCGUCUCGGUCUUUGGAACAGUGUUUGGGUGCGCUGUUUUAUUAAAGUAAGUAGCCUAAGAAAUUCCUUUCUUCUCAAAAAGCUAGAAGAAUCCUGACACAGCUAUACCUUCUGCCAUCAGCUGGUGCGUCUGUAGUAUUAUGCACCUGGUUGACAAAGCUUCCCAAUCCAAUCAGGAGUUUGAUGUUAUGAAACUGUCAGUGUCACAGUUAAAGAUAUGUAAUGCACAGUGUUAUUUAACAUGUUGUAAUGUUUAGCCAAAACCUUUCUAAACCAUAUCUUACAGCUUGUGUGUCACUCUGAAUUAUGAUUAUGAGUCACUCUCCCCAUAGGAACCAUGUUACUGGAGGCCCUUGUCCCAGUAAGGCUAAAAUACCAGGGAAGACAGUGGUCAUAACAGGAGCCAACACUGGGAUUGGUAAAGAGACAGCCAAAGAACUGGCUAAGAGAGGUACAGAACAUUUGGCUACAUAAUAGCGGCAACUAACCACCAAUUUUACUCAAGGGCUUAUUAGUAGGCUACAGAGCACAUUUUUAGACAAUGCACUUAUUCCUUUCUGGUCACUGACUAUUAUUAUAGUUCUACUAUUAUUAUUUAUUGUUUGUCUUUACUACUGUGUGAUUGGCUAGUUGUUACAAGGAAUUCAAGCAAGCAUAAUUGCUUGAGAAACCAGCCAGAACGACUCCCUUAGGAUUAAUUAUAUUAGUUACCUAGCUACUCUUUCCCAUUUCCUAUCCUCUUCCAUCCAAUCAGGCGGUCGAAUUAUUAUGGGGUGCAGGGAUAUGGAGAAAUGUGAGGCGGCUGCCAAGGAGAUCCGGGGGCAGACACUGAAUCCUCAUGUUUACGCACACCACAUAGACCUGGCCUCUAUCAAAUCCAUCCGCCAGUUUGCAGAGAGAGUCAACCAAGGUGAGUUAAAGUACAUACUGGAGGGACAUCAACUCAAAUGAGACACAUUGGAAGUAAUGGUCACUUAAGCAGCUUUUGCACCUUUAUGAGUUGAGCUACACCCUAUUCUCAGACAAUGGUGUAUGUUUGUUGUGUGUCUGUGUGUGUGUGUGUGUGUGUGUGUGUUUUUCUUCAUGUCGUUGCAGAGGAAAAGCAUGUGGAUGUGCUGAUAAACAAUGCAGGAGUGAUGAGAUGUCCAGCAGGGAAGACAGAGGAUGGGUUUGACAUACAGUUUGGAGUGAACCAUUUAGGUAAGCUUCUGAGUUCCCGAAUACUCCAACUAGAGUGCACUUUGUGCAAUGUUUUAUUUCAUACUGUUGCUUUACAUUGUAUUAUGAUAAUAAAUACAUAGCUAUAAUAUAGAAGCAUAUGGACAUUGUCAUAUGUUUAUGUUACUGUGUUCCUCUGUUUCUUCAGGUCACUUCUUGCUGACCAAUCUGCUUCUGGAAAAGCUGAAGGACUCUGCCCCCAGCAGAGUGGUCAACCUGGCCUCUCUCGCCCACAUCGUCGGGGAGAUCGACUUCAACGACCUCAACUGGGACAAUAAGAAGUUUGACACCAAACGGGCCUACUGUCAAAGCAAACUCGCCAACGUUCUAUUCACAAGAGAACUGGCCCAAAGGCUAGAUGGUAAGUCCAGUAGAUCUGUAUAUGUGUGUGUGUUCUCUGCGUGGGUGGAUAGGUUUGUACUCUGUUUGGGAUGGUUUGUUAUUUUUGUGUUGGGUUUGUAUUUUCCAUUGAUUACAAUAUUGAUUACUGUGUUGUUAAUCGCUGUUGUGUGUGGUUGUGACAGGUACUGGGGUCACUGUGAAUUGCCUACACCCGGGGGUCGUUGCCACAGAGCUGGGGAGACACACUGGCCUCCACCAAUCGCAGUUCUCCAGCUCAGUGCUCAGUGAGUCCGCCGCCUUCUCAUUGUGUAUUACACUUAGAGAUCCACUCACUUGAAAAUGUUUGCUAAACCAUCAUCUAAUUUUAGAUUAAUAGGCUCAGUAGGUCAUAGUUAAAGCCCCCAAUCACUCAUGAAAAGUUAUUCACAAAAUGCUCCAAAUGACCCCUACUGUCUCUGCCUCUCCCUGCAGGUCCGUUCUUCACCCUCCUAGUGAAGGGGCCAGAGCUGGGGGCCCAGCCUAGUGUCUAUCUGGCCGUGGCCGAGGAGCUGGAGGGGGUUACGGGACGCUACUACGACGUGAUGAUGGAGAAGGAGCCAGCACCUAAGGCCCUCGACCAGGAGGUGUCCCGGAGGUUGUGGGAGGCCAGCGCCAGGCUGAUGGGGCUGGAGCAGGAGCAGGCACCAUCAGCAGCAGUGCCAGCCUCAAAUGGGGCCCAAGAGAAGCGCAGCACAGACCCAGACACUAAAAUCAUAGUCAAGCACCCACUGUCAGUGUUUGAGCAAACAGGAAUGAACCCUGGAGUAUGAGCCCCGAUAUGGAAAGAAGUCUCUGUGAACGGUUGACUUUGCAUAGGCGCCAUUUUCUCUCGACAAGAGAAUGUACAAUAUGAAAUCCGAGCUAGCUUGAGAUUUCGAUUAUGGCUCGCAAGACAUGUUACAGAUAUGCUACAGACUAAUGCUUGAUUUCACCUGGUUGUCCAAUGUCCAUACAUCAGGAGAUGUUAUAGAGGCAAUGAUACAGAAGUGACUUGUCCAACAGCACAGUGAGUGUUGGCUUACAGUGAGUGUUGGUUCCAGAGGGAGUAGGUUUUCAUUCCAACCAAAGUCAAUGUUAAGUUAUAUUUUAAUGUUAAUUGAAGAUAUUGAAUAAUUAUGGAAAUAAUCCACCUUUCAUGGCCAGAUACUGAGACAGAAUGAAAUGGGAAUCACUGUUAUUAAAACAAUUGUUCUAUGUUAUGAACUGAACUUGAACACACAGGCUCACGCUCAUUGCAUGUGUUGUAAUGAGUACAGUAUAAUGUUGCCUCAUCUGGCCAUGAUGAGGCUCAAGGGUAAGGGUUACCCGUCAUAUUAGCGUUGCUUGUCAUUGAUUAUACUAUUAUUGACUGAGCUAAUUAAACAAUACUAGAGUGACAGUUGGAGUCAGGAAAGAGGAUAUGCAAUAAUGAGAUACCUAGAGCCGUAUUUAUGCUUUAACCCUGUCAUGUUUGUUUGGCUCGUUUAUGUAUUAUUAAUGGUUUGUGAGGAAGAGGGUUAGCAUUCUACAGGCUCUGCUAGUGUUUUAAAACUGUAACCUGCCAAUUAACACAACUUGGUGGUGAGCUAUCAAACUCAGAGGGAAACACAUUUUGACAUGAAGAAAAUGGAGACCAAAGAAAACAUUUCUUAACCCCCCACAGAGCUUCUGCAAGCUUUGACUGUGUCUCACCAAAAAUAUGUUACUUACAUGUCUUGAUGUUUUCCUCUAGCAUCGAUCACUACUACAUUGUUGCAUUAUAACAACACAUCACCUCACUAUCUGGAGUCAGAAAACUUUUGAUCAAACUGUCCAGGCUGGCAUGCAUUAAUGGAGACUGUUGGCAUACACACAGCCUAAGUGCUUUGGAUUUAUUAGUCCUGAACUAUCUGAGGGAUCCAUUUCACAGUGCUCUUCCCGUCAAUAAAAUACCUAAAUUCAGAUUGAGAGAAAGCCAACCACCAUCUGAAUGUACUCUGAUGAGCAUCGAUCCCCGGAAACUAAUAUCAUUCACCAGCUAAAUCUGGUGUCAGUUUACCAGCAAUAACAUUCCCUGGUGCCAUCCUAAAAAGCUGAGGGUAAUAGGAGAUGAACUAAGGGAUCAAUGGUUUUCCACAUCCCUCUGAUUUGGAAAAGGAGGUAAUGUUUUGUAAAGUGGGAGGGAAUACCAGAAAUACUUUUACAUCUGGUUAUGAAGAGCCAUAAAAGAGACACUGUUAUUGCGCUCCCUAAACAUGCACAGAUACAUUUAGAUUAUAAAAUAAAAAAUGCUUUAUAUUUGUGGGUAUCCAUCAAAUGAAAGCUUCUUUAAUGGACACCUAGAAUAUGGUGUUACUGAAACACUUCUGACAAUGAGAACAAUGACCUUUUUGUUUCUGUAUCUUAUCUGAAGGUUCUGCAGUGAUUUAUUCAUUCUGGCCUUGAGGUAGAAUUUAGAAACAUGUCUAUCAUGUCUGUGUGAGCCUUGAGGUAUUUGUAUACUGAACAAAAAUAAAUACACA
Molecule: messenger RNA, 4196 nt
Organism: Coregonus sp. 'balchen'
Lineage: Eukaryota; Metazoa; Chordata; Actinopteri; Salmoniformes; Salmonidae
Source: the annotation of a GenBank genome assembly